This is a messenger RNA of Physcomitrium patens, 1727 nucleotides long. Its product is annotated as dehydrogenase FPY6. Gene Ontology annotation, molecular function: oxidoreductase activity; nucleotide binding. The record is from RefSeq and is a predicted model, not a curated record. Gene Ontology annotation, cellular component: cytoplasm. Lineage: Eukaryota; Viridiplantae; Streptophyta; Bryopsida; Funariales; Funariaceae. Gene Ontology annotation, biological process: NADPH regeneration.
AAACUAGAUCUGGUUUUUUGCUGUUUUUCUGACCUUCACAGCGUUAGAAUCGUGUUUGUUUGCUUCGGUGUUUCGUUAUUUGAAUGCUGCACUUUGUGGGUACCUUCAAGGCCGUGCGUUUUGCUGGGAGCUCGUGUCCCGAUCGUUCUGACAUUAACAGAGAUUUCAUUAAAGCGAGUUUCAGAGGAGCAUCGAGGUAGCAGCAAUGGCAGAUGGGAUUCCUGGUUUGGCUCUGUUGGGUUCAGGCAUAUUUGCCUCAAGCCAGUAUAUCCCUAAACUAGGAGAAUUGGGUGGAAUUGUCUCCUUGAAUACUAUUUGGAGUCGAUCGGAGGAUGGAGCAAAGAAGGCCUUACAGUUGGCCAAAUCAUAUGCACCCAACGCAGAGGCAAAGUGGGGUCAAGAAGGUCUGGAGUCCAUACUUCAAGACAAAUCAAUUCAUGCUGUCGCCGUAGUUCUCCCUGCCCAACACCAGCUGGAAAUUGUUCUGCGAGCAUUGGAGGCAGGGAAACACGUAAUACAAGAGAAGCCUGUCGGUCCAAGUGUUGCGGAUGUGCGUUCGGCUUGGUCAGCAUAUCAAGCUCUUGCGAAAAACGAUACGAAGCUACCUAUCUGGGCUGUAGCAGAAAACUACCGUUUCGAACCUGCCUUGAUCCAGGCUGGAAAGUUUGUGAAGGAACUAGGUCAAAUUAUGGGUGUUCAAGUGCUGAUAGAAGCACCAAUGAACAGCUCUAGCCCCUACUUUUCAAGUUCUUGGCGCCGUGAAGCAAAUUUUAAGGGUGGAUUUAUGCUCGAUGGAGGCGUACAUUUUAUUGCUGGAUUGCGAAUGAUCAUGGGCUGUGAGGUUGAUUCUGUGUCAGCCACUGUGUCACAUGUUGACCUAACUCUACCGCCUCCAGAUAAUUUGUCGGCUUUGAUACAAUUACAAAAUGGAACUGCUGGAGUUGUGUAUAUAUGUUAUUCUGCAAAAUCAAGAAAGAUGAUUUGGAGAGUGGUGGGUUCACUCGGUACAGUGGAGGUGGAUCGCACAGUGCAGAAUGGACAGCAUGGUUACAAGACUACCUACCAGCCUGCAAAGGGGGAGAUCCAGGAGGUGUUUUGUCCUUUUGCUGGUGUGUAUGAGGAGCUACGAGCCUUCUCCGAGGAUGUGGCAAGAUGUGUAUUUCAGGGACAGUCAGGAGAGGAAGCUGACAAGCGGAGCUCAGUUUUGGAAGCCAUGCGCGAUGUGGCUGUAAUUGAGGCCAUGUUUCACUCAAGUGACUCAAAAGGAGCUCCUAGUGUUGUUGAACUUGAGCUUGAAUGACUUGUUAUUUUUGAGAGAAUGAUUCUUAUUUGGGUGGAAUAAUUUCGAUACCCACCUGCCCCCCGCCUGGAGUAUAUCUUCUCACUAACAUCCAGAAACACUUCACUUAAGACAUGUACCUUUCAUUUAAUGAGGUGUGUUGGUUGUAGCUGUUUGAUUGUCCGCCAUAUAUAUAUAUAUAUAUAUAUAUACACUUAUCUGUGUGAUAUGUAGAACAGUGUCAAGCCAAACUUUUAAAAUGGCAUUUCGCAUGCUUCUAAUGGUUGACUUUUUUGAUGUUUUUGAAUGCACAGAGAUUUAAUUUUAUGCCUCUGCGUAAUCUUCCUGCUCUCAUCUCUUUACCUUUUAGGGUGAUGUCUAGUUUUUAGAGGUAUAGUAAACGCUCAAUGAUGUAAUAAAAUUUAUGGAGCAAAUUAUAACUUGAUUU